CUUUGAUAUUAUUUAAAUUAUAAACUAAUGAUUAAUACAAUAAAUCUGCUGUUGCUGUGAGUGGCCAGUUGACAGUCCUCAAAACAACUAAGAGGAUAAAAGGAAAAUGGACUUUACAUUACAUUAACAAGGGAAAAAGGGUAAACAGAUCUGCAGCCAUGACAACUUCAACCCCCCUUCAUUACCUCACUGUGCCACCUCACACUGUAUCACAACUCUCCACAGACAGUGAAGAGUCCAGCGAGGAUGACCUAAGUGUGUCUGAAUCAAAUCCUCAUUGCCUGCUCAAUAUGAAUAACAACAAUGACAAAGAGAGAAAGGAGAAAAAAGAGAAGAAAGCAAAGAAGGAUAUGGAGAAGAAGGAAAAGGAAGAAAGGGAGGCUAAGGAAAAAGAAGAGAGGGAAAAGGAAAAGGAAAAGGAAAAAGAGAAAGAAAAGCAAAAGGAAAUGGACAAAGACAAGCCCAAAGAAUUAUUUGUCAUUAAUCCUGCUGGGAAUUUGUAUUACAACUGGUUGUUCAUCAUCACACUACCAGUCAUGUAUAACUGGACCAUGAUCAUAGCCAGGGCUUGCUUUGAGGAGCUUCAGCAUGACUACAUCAUUUGCUGGGUUAUUCUGGACUACACUUCAGACAUAAUCUACCUGGCUGAUAUGUUCUUCAGGGCCAGAACAGGUUACCUUGAGCAAGGCCUGAUGGUGAAAGAUAAGAAACUGCUACUUGAUCGCUACAUCGAAAGCUUCCAGUUUCGUCUCGAUUUUAUCUCCAUGCUGCCCACUGACGUCCUCUAUUUGUUCCUCGGCCUCGACUACCCGGAGAUCCGCAUCAACAAGCUGCUGAGAAUCGGCCGCAUGAUGGAGUUCUUCACGAGGACAGAAACUAAAACCAACUACCCCAACAUCUUCCGCAUCGGAAACUUGAUCAUGUACAUCCUCAUUAUCAUCCACUGGAAUGCUUGCUUCUACUUCUCUUUCUCCAAAUUCAUUGGUUUUGGUGCUGACGACUGGGUUUACCCGGCUCUGGAUGAUCCUGACAAGCCUGCAUUUGGGGAGUUCGGCAGGAAGUAUUCUUUCAGCCUUUACUGGUCCACACUGACCCUGACUACCAUUGGGGAAACGCCACCACCAGCCCUGGACUCAGAAUUUAUCUUCCAUGUGAUUGACUUUUUAGUGGGGGUCUUGAUCUUUGCCACAAUUGUAGGAAACAUCGCCACCAUGAUCUCCAAUAUGAAUGCUGCCCAAGCUCAGUUCCAGUCCCGGAUUGAUAACAUCAAGCAGUACAUGCAGGUCCGAAAGGUUGACAAGGAUCUUGAGUUGCGAGUCAUCAAGUGGUUUGACUAUCUGUGGAAUAACGGCAAAGCACAGGACGAAAGAGAGGUUCUGCGGUAUCUUCCAGACAAGCUUAAAGCUGAGAUCGCCAUCCAAGUCCACAUGGACACGCUCAGGAAAGUUCGUAUUUUUGCAGACUGUGAGGCAGGCCUGCUGAUCGAGUUGGUACUCAAGCUGCAGCCACAGGUGUUCAGUCCCGGAGACUACAUCUGCAAAAAGGGCGAUAUCGGCCGUGAGAUGUACAUCAUCAAAGAUGGAAAACUUGCAGUCGUUGCUGAUGAUGGCGUCACACAGUUUGUUGUGUUGGGAAGCGGCAGCUAUUUUGGUGAGAUCAGUAUUCUUAGUAUUAAAGGCAGCAAAGCAGGCAACCGGCGAACUGCAAACAUCCGCAGCAUCGGAUACUCAGACCUCUUCUGCCUGUCCAAGGAUGACCUGAUGGAGUCACUGUUGGAGUAUCCGGAUGCCAAAGGCAUGCUAGAGGACAAAGGGCGGGAGAUCCUGAUGAAAGAUAAUCUGAUAGAUUUGGACCCAGCUAACAUCAUGCCUGAGGCCAAGGAGCUGGAAGAGAACGUCAACAAAUUGUACAGCACGAUGGAUCUGAUGCAAUUCAAGCUGAAGAAGAUUCUGGGAAAUUACAAGAACACUGACAAGGCUCUGAGACAUCGCAUCGCAGAUCUGGAGCACCUAAUGGGAGAGGAGGUGGAAGAUGAGGAUGAGGAGGAAGAAGAGAUGAAAAAGGAAGAGAAAGAGGUGGAAGGGGAGAAAAAGGAAGAAGAGGAAAAAAAGGAAGAGAAGGAAGACGAAAAAGAUGAGGAAGCAAAAGACAAAGAAGGAAAGGGUGAAAAGGCAAAAGAAGAGGGGAAAAAAUGA
Messenger RNA from Anarrhichthys ocellatus (wolf-eel), 2195 nucleotides. It is a transcript of the gene cnga1a, whose product is annotated as cyclic nucleotide gated channel subunit alpha 1a. Gene Ontology annotation, biological process: potassium ion transport; monoatomic cation transmembrane transport. Gene Ontology annotation, cellular component: plasma membrane; intracellular cyclic nucleotide activated cation channel complex. Bases 159 to 2195 code for a protein of 678 amino acids. Gene Ontology annotation, molecular function: intracellularly cGMP-activated cation channel activity; cGMP binding; voltage-gated potassium channel activity. The transcript has 10 exons. The record is from RefSeq and is a predicted model, not a curated record. NCBI's taxonomy places the organism in Eukaryota, Metazoa, Chordata, Actinopteri, Perciformes, Anarhichadidae.